AUGUUGAGUCAAAACGGCCCCUCGGAGGCGGAGGUGCGCGACGGCGGGAAGACGGCGGGCGGCGACGAGGGCGCGCCCGGCUACCCGUACCUCCACACCAUGAACCUGCCGACGCUCCUGCCGGCGGCGCUGGGCGUGGGCGCGGGCCUGGUCAUCAUCAUCAUCAUCCUGAUACUGCUCAUCACCUUCCGCACUCGCCGCCCGCGCCCGCGCCCCGAGGAGGCGCACCUGCGCUCCCCGAGCGACCACUCCCUCGCCAGCGACCAGAAGUCGCUCUCGGGGCACAGGUCGCCGCCGCCGCCCGCGCCGCAGGAGGGCCUCAGGUCGCCCGGGGACAGACGGCCGCCCUCGACGCUGACGCCCGGCGAGGCGGGCCUGGGGGCGUGCCACGACAGGGACAAGCAGGUGGAGACGGAGAGUGACAAGGAGCCCGACGUGAUCCCCCUCCAGGAGGCGUACACCGCCCCCGCCCUCCUCCCAACCACUGUCCUGCCGCCUGUAUGCUACCACUACCCACCCCUCGACGCCCACCCCGCCCGCAUGGCCGCCUCUCUACCCAUGUUGCUUCACCUGCAGACGAGUCCUCGCUACGGGCGCCUGGGCGUGGCCGGCUCCGGGGGCCCCGACCACCCCAGGGGACCCCGCGACCCCCUGCGGGCGGCCCAGCACCACCACGCGCACCAGCAGCACCCCCUGCACCACCUCCGCCAGCAGGACCAACGGCCUCCUCUCCCGCAGGACAGCCAACACAGUCACCAGCUGUCCUCCUCCCUCCCGCGGGGCGCCCCCCUCCCGCCCCCCGCCACGCCCCCCGCCCCCGUGUGCCGCCACCCCGCCACCCUGGACCCCCACCGCCUCCCCUUCCCGGGCGUCGAGGGGCCGCGCCUCCCGCCCGCGCCGGAGGCCGAGGGGGGGGCGGCCCGGAGGCUCCUGUUCAGCAUGGAGUCGAGUCUGUCCGUGUGCGAGGACGACGCGCCCAGCACGCCGCUGCUCAGGAAGAGGGAGAGCUCCGUCUGA
Messenger RNA from Penaeus indicus, 1017 nucleotides. RefSeq lists its product as uncharacterized. The record is from RefSeq and is a predicted model, not a curated record. The transcript has 4 exons. Lineage: Eukaryota; Metazoa; Arthropoda; Malacostraca; Decapoda; Penaeidae. The coding region runs from base 1 to 1017 and encodes 338 amino acids.